Molecule: messenger RNA, 861 nt
Organism: Sclerotinia borealis F-4128
Lineage: Eukaryota; Fungi; Ascomycota; Leotiomycetes; Helotiales; Sclerotiniaceae
Source: the annotation of a GenBank genome assembly
AUGUCUUCGGUCAAGGCAGAACCUACUAUGCUUGGUGUUUGUAAGAAAGAGGUUCUACCUCAUAUCGUCGAUAAAAUCGCUGCGAAAGAACCAGAAGCUAUCUUCGCCGAAUACCCGGUCCUUCCCACUAGCUACGAGUCCGGCUAUCAGAAAUUUUCAUAUGGCACCUUUGCCAAUGCAAUCAAUGGUGUAGCUUGGUGGCUCCUAGAGAAUCUUGGUCCUGGAAAAGACUUCCCUGCCUUGGCCUAUAUUGGUCCCAAUGAUAUCCUCGUCAAUGCAUUUUUAUUGGGAGCUGUCAAGGCUGGGUACAAGACAUUUCUCACAUCACCACGAAACAGCAUUCGUGCGCAAGAGAAUCUAUUUACGUUUGCUGAAUGCAAGAUUUUAGUCACGACAAGCCCUCAACCGGCUCAACUUCAACCAAUGAUUACUGCUCUUUCAUCGAUGGGCAUCCGAAUUUUGGAGCUGACACAAAAGCCUCACCCACAUUUUCCGUAUUGGAAAACCUUUGAAGCUGCUCGAGACGAACCAUUCGCCGUCCUACAUACUUCUGGAACCAUGGAAUUACCAAAACCUAUUGUGUGGACUCAUGAUUAUUAUGCUACCUCACUACUGAACCCUGAGCCACCCGCUGGUUUUAUAAACCUGGCGAGUUUAUACGUUGGUGUCCGUAUAUUCAACACAUUACCAUAUUUCCAUGCAGCUGGUGUUUUCUUUGGCUUGGUCAACUCAGUCUACAACCGCAGCGUUGCCAUAUAUCCCAUCGUCGGCUUUCCCUCAGUUAGUUUAUUGAUCGAUGGGCUCAAGCAUACCAAAGGCGACAUAGCAAUUCUCGUGCCACCAUAUGUCAUUGGAGACUGA